This is a messenger RNA of Monopterus albus (swamp eel), 8962 nucleotides long. RefSeq names its product ubiquitin protein ligase E3 component n-recognin 5 (gene ubr5). NCBI's taxonomy places the organism in Eukaryota, Metazoa, Chordata, Actinopteri, Synbranchiformes, Synbranchidae. Gene Ontology annotation, molecular function: ubiquitin-ubiquitin ligase activity; zinc ion binding; ubiquitin binding. The transcript is spliced from 58 exons. The record is from RefSeq and is a predicted model, not a curated record. Gene Ontology annotation, cellular component: nucleus; cytoplasm. Gene Ontology annotation, biological process: positive regulation of canonical Wnt signaling pathway; protein polyubiquitination. Bases 200 to 8674 code for a protein of 2824 amino acids.
GCGGUUGCAUGUGCACUAAUCAACACAGAGAAGAAGCCUGGUAGAGUUAAGAUGGCGGCAUGUGGGUGAGGAGGCAGGGAUCCGAACUCGAGGUUUUUCGCCAAUAAAGGAUUCAUAUGAUUCUUAAUAUAAACAGUAAUUGAAAGAGUAAUAAUUUCCGCAUCUUUCACACUUUUGUGUGUGAUUUUGGAUUAACCCAAUGACAUCUAUACACUUCGUGGUUCACCCGUUGCCCGGGACCGAGGAUCAGCUCAAUGACAGACUCCGGGAGGUCUCGGAGAAACUCAACAAACAUAGCUAUAACAGGAUCCCAUUUAUUAUUUUGAAUAUUGUCUUAUUUGUUUUGAAACAGUGUGUUGUCGGUCCAAACCAUGCCGGAUUUCUUCUUGAGGAUGGGCGUGUUUGUAGAAUCAGCUUUGCUGUACAGCCUGAUCGCCUGGAGCUCAGCAAACCGGAUGGCAGCGACGGUUCAAAGUUGAGCAGUGGUUCAGGGACAGGAAGGAGCUCCAGGCCAGGCAGGACUAGUGAUCUGCCCUGGUUCCUGUCUGGCUCUGACACACUGGGCAGACUGGCAGGCAACACCCUUGGGAGUCGCUGGAGCUCUGGUGUAAAUGGAGGCAGUGGAGGUGGAGGAAGUGGAGGAGGAGCAGGGGGAGGUGGAGCAGGAGGUGGCAGCAGUGGAGGAGGAGGGGGCGGAGGAGGAGGGGGUGGUACAUCGGGCAGGUCAUCCACAGCAGCUCGAGAUUCCCGCCGACAGACCAGGGUGAUCCGUACAGGAAGGGAUCGUGGCUCAGGCCUCCUAGGUAGCCAGCCGCAGCCAGUCAUACCAGCUUCUGUCAUCCCAGAAGAACUUAUUACACAGGCCCAGGUAGUCCUUCAGGGGAAGUCCAGGAGUGUGAUCAUUAGGGAGCUCCAGAGGACCAACCUGGAUGUCAACCUCGCUGUGAACAACUUGCUGAGCCGGGAUGAUGAGGAUGGAGAUGAUGGAGAUGAUACAGCCAGCGAGUCCUAUCUCCCUGGAGAGGACCUGAUGUCCCUGUUGGAUGCAGACAUUCACUCAGCCCAUCCCAGCGUAAUUAUUGAUGCUGACGCCAUGUUCUCUGAGGACAUCAGUUAUUUUGGCUACCCCUCUUUUAGACGCUCCUCACUGUCUCGCCUGGGAUCCUCCAGAGUUCUCCUUCUUCCCUUAGAGCGCGACUCAGAGCUGUUGCGUGAGCGUGAGUCUGUGCUGAGGUUACGCGAGCGCCGGUGGCUGGAUGGGGCCUCGUUUGAUACAGAGCGAGGCUCCACCAGCCGUGAGGGUGAGUCCAGCCUGGACAAGAAGAGUAUUCCUGUCCAGAGCCCUGUAUCCUUGGGGGAGGAGCUCCAGUGGUGGCCUGACAAGGAUGCUGUUAAGUUUGUGAGCAUUGGAGCCAUGUUCUCAGAGCUGGUGGCAGUUAGCUCCAAAGGAGAGCUUUAUCAGUGGAAGUGGAAUGAACCUGAACCUUAUAGGAAUACACAGAAUCCUUCCAUUCAUCACCCACGUGUAUCCUUCCUUGGCCUGGCCAAUGAGAAGAUCACCUUAUUGUCUGCAAAUAGCAUCAGAGCCACUGUAGCUACAGAGACCAACAAGGUGGCAACCUGGGUGGAUGACACACUAAGCACAGUGGCCUCUAAGCUAGAGCACAGUGCUCAGGCUUUCCCUGAGCUGCAAGGGGAACACAUAGUGUCACUGCACUGUUGUGCACUCUACACGUGUGCACAGCUGGAGAAUUGCCUCUACUGGUGGGGUGUUGUGCCUUUUAGUCAAAGGAAGAAGAUGCUUGAAAAGGCCAGAGCCAAGAACAAAAAGCCAAAGUCCAGUCCUGGCAUUUCCUCAAUACCAAACAUCACAGUGGGAACACAGGUGUGCUUGAGGAAUAACCCCCUCUACCAUGCCGGUGCAGUGGCCUUUUCUGUCAGUGCUGGAAUUCCCAAAGUGGGUGUACUGUUGGAGUCUGUCUGGAACAUGAAUGACAGCUGCAGGUUCCAGCUGCGCUCACCAGAGAGUCUUAAGAACAUGGAGAAGACCACCAAGACCCAGGAAAUCAAGACUGAAAGCAAGCCAGAGCUGGUGAAGACUGAGAUGGGUCCUCCUCCGUCCCCAGCAUCUACCUGCAGUGAUACCUCUUCCAUUGCUAGCAGUGCUUCACUGCCCUACAAGCGACGGCGUUCUACCCCAGCUCCCAAAGAGGAAGAGAAGGUGAAUGAGGAGCAGUGGCCUCUCAGGGAGGUUGUGUUUGUGGAAGAUGUAAAAAAUGUUCCAGUGGGAAAGGUACUCAAAGUGGAUGGUGCAUAUGUUGCUGUGAAGUUUCCAGGGACAUCAAGCAGCAUGAGCAACCAGAGUACUGCUGCUCCCACUGACUCAGACCCAUCAUCACUGUUGCAGGACUGUAGACUCCUCAGGAUAGAUGAACUACAGGUGGUCAAAACUGGUGGGACUCCUAAAGUUCCAGAUUGUUUUCAACGCACACCCAAAAAGCUUUGUAUCCCAGAAAAGGCUGAAAUUCUAGCUGUGAAUGUUGACUCCAAAGGAGUCCACGCAGUGCUGAAAACUGGUAACUGGGUAAGGUACUGUAUCUUUGACCUGGCCACAGGCAAAGCUGAGCAGGAAAAUAACUUCCCUACUAGUAAUCUGGCAUUCUUGGGGCAGAGCGAGCACAAUGUGGCCAUCUUUACUGCAGGACAGGAGUCUCCUAUCAUCCUUCGAGAUGGAAAUGGCACAAUCUACCCAAUGGCCAAAGACUGCAUGGGUGGAAUUCGAGAUCCUGAUUGGCUGGACCUGCCACCUAUAAACAGCCUAGGAAUGGGCGUGCACUCUCUGGCCAAUCUCCCUUCCAACUCCACCAUUAAAAAGAAAGCUGCUGUUAUUAUCAUGGCUGUUGAGAAACAGACACUGAUGCAGCAUGUGCUACGUUGUGACUAUGAAGCCUGUCGGCAGUACCUGGUGAAUCUUGAGCAGGCAUUCCUUUUGGAUCAGGGCAGCCAGGCCCUUGCAGCACUUCUAGGCCACCGCUGUGAUGGAAACCGCAACAUCCUCCACGCUGCUGUCUCUGUAUGCUUCCCUGUUAGCAACAAGGAGACCAAAGAGGAGGAAGAAGCUGAAAGGUCAGAAAGAAAUACAUUUGCAGAGCGCUUGUCUGCUGUGGAGGCGAUUGCCAAUGCCAUCUCUGUGGUUUCAAGCAACAGCUCUGGAAACAGGACUGGGUCCUCCAGCAGCAGAGGGAUUCGUUUGAGGGAGAUGAUGCGGAGGUCUCUCAGAGCGGCAGGUCUUGGCCGUCAUGAGUCCGGUCCAUCAUCUAGUGACCACCAGGACCCUGUGUCACCACCCAUUGCCCCACCAAGUUGGGUUCCUGACCCCCCACCCAUGGACCCUGAUGGUGACAUUGACUUCAUUUUGGCACCAGCUGUGGGUUCACUCACCACUGCCUCCUCUGGGACCAGCCAGGGACCCAGCACUUCCACCAUUCCAGGGCCGUCUACUGAGCCACCUGUAGUUGAAUCUAAAGACAGGAAAGCCAAUGCCCAUCUUAUCCUAAAGCUGAUGUGUGACAGCGUUGUUCUGAGGCCACACCUAAGGGAGCUGCUCUCUGCAAAGGAUGCCCGUGGAAUGACUCCCUUCAUGCUGGCUGUCAGUGGGAGAGCCUACCCAGCAGCCAUCACUGUAUUGGAAGCUGCUCAGAAAAUGGCUAAGGUGGGUGACCCUAGCAUUGCUGAGAAGGAGGAUGCGGAUUCUGUAUUCAUGGAAAUGAUUUGCCCGUCCGGCACCAACCCAGACGAUUCUCCCCUGUAUGUUCUGUGCUGCAAUGACACCUGCAGUUUCACUUGGACUGGAGCUGAGCACAUUAACCAGGACAUCUUUGAGUGUCGCACCUGUGGCUUGCUGGAGUCUCUUUGCUGCUGUACAGAGUGUGCAAGGGUGUGUCACAAAGGACAUGACUGCAAGCUAAAGAGGACCUCUCCCACAGCAUACUGUGACUGCUGGGAGAAAUGUAAGUGUAAAACGCUGAUUGCUGGCCAGAAAGCUGCUCGUCUUGAUCUGCUGUACAGGCUACUCACGACAACUAACCUGGUCACAACACCAAACAGCAGGGGAGAGCAUAUAUUACUGUUCUUGGUGCAGACUGUUGCCAGGCAAAGUGUUGAGCACUGUCAGUACAGACCACCACGAAUCAGAGAAGACAGGAACCGCAAGGCUGCUAAUACAGAAGACUCUGAUAUGCCAGAUCAUGAUCUAGAACCUCCCCGCUUUGCUCAGCUGGCUCUGGAGAGGGUCCUGCAGGACUGGAAUGCCCUCAAGUCUAUGAUCAUGUUUGGUUCCCAGGAGAACAAAGACCCACUUAGUGCCAGCAGCAGAAUUGCCCACCUUCUGCCUGAAGAGCAGGUCUACUUGAACCAGCAGAGUGGCACCAUUCGCUUGGACUGUUUCACUCAUUGCCUCAUUGUCAAGUGUGCUCCUGAUAUCACUUUCAUAGACACUUUACUGGGCACACUGGUGAAGGAGCUGCAGAACAAGUACACUCCUGGCCGGAGAGAGGAGGCAGUCACCGUCACCAGGAGGUUCCUACGGUCUGUAGCCCGGGUGUUUGUCAUCCUCAGUGUGGAGAUGGCUUCUUCCAAGAAGAAAAACAACUUCAUCCCCCAGCCAAUUGGAAAAUGUCGUCGAGUUUUCCAGGCUCUGCUGCCCUAUGCUGUGGAGGAGCUGUGUAAUGUAGCGGAGUCGCUCAUUGUUCCAGUGCGAAUGGGUAUCACAAGACCUACUGCUCCUUUCACUUUGGCCAGCACCAGCAUUGAUGCUGUUCAGGGCAGUGAGGAGCUCUUCUCUGUAGAACCUUUGCCUCCAAGGCCCUCACCUGACCAGUCCAGCAGGAACCCCCAGCCUCGACACAGCAGCCAGUCUCAGCCUGUCAGAGGAAGAGAUGAGGAGCAAGAUGACAUUGUAUCAGCAGAUGUGGAAGAGGUUGAAGUUGUAGAGGGGGUAGCAGGGGAAGAAGACCAUCAUGAUGACCAAGAGGAACAGGGAGAGGAAAAUGCUGAGGCAGAAGGGCAGCAUGAUGAACAUGAUGAGGAUGGAAGCGACAUGGAACUUGAUCUGCUGGCAGCAGCCGAAACUGAAAGCGAUAGUGAAAGUAACCACAGCAAUCAGGAUAAUGCUAGUGGCCGCAGGAGUGUUGUCACAGCGGCCACUGCUGGCUCUGAAGCAGGUGCCAGCAGUGUUCCUGCCUUCUUUUCAGAGGAUGACUCCCAGUCCAACGACUCCAGCGACUCUGACAGUAGCAGUAGUCAGAGUGAUGAUGUCGACCAGGAAACAUUUCUUUUGGAUGAGCCACUGGAAAGGACGACUAGUGCAUCACACACCAACAGUGCAGCCCAGGCUCCUCGCUCCAUGCAGUGGGCUGUAAGAAACACCCCCAGCCAGAGGACCACAGGCAGUGCCCCCUCCAGCACCUCAACACCAGCUGCAAGCUCCACAGGCCUGAUAUAUAUUGACCCUACCAACCUGCGUCGCUCCAGUGCAAUAAGCUCCAGUGCAGCCGCUGCAGCAGCUGCUCUGGAAGCCAGCAACUCCAGCAGCUAUCUGACAUCUGCCAGCAGCCUGGCCAGGGCCUACAGCAUUGUCAUCAGGCAAAUCUCUGACCUCAUGAGUUUGAUUCCUAAGUACAACCAUCUUGUCUACUCACAGUACCCCGCUGCUGUAAAGCUUACCUUCCAGGAUGCAGUCAACUUGCAGAACUAUGUUGAAGAAAAGUUGAUUCCUACCUGGAACUGGAUGGUGUCCAUCAUGGAUUCCACUGAGGCUCAGCUGCGAUAUGGCUCAGCCCUGUCAUCUGCUGGAGACCCCGGUCACCCCAGUCAUCCGCUUCAUGCUUCUCAGCAUUCGGCACGCAGGGAACGCAUGACUGCUCGUGAAGAGGCCAGCCUCCGCACCCUGGAAGGACGCAGGAGACCUGCCACUCUGUUGACAGCUCGCCAAGGCUUGAUGUCGGCCCGAGGCGAUUUUUUGAACUAUGCUUUAUCACUGAUGCGCUCCCACAAUGAUGAGCAUUCUGAUGUACUUCCUGUGCUCGACGUGUGCUCCCUUAAGCAUGUGGCCUACGUCUUUCAGGCUCUCAUCUACUGGAUUAAGGCCAUGAACCAGCAGACUACACUGGAUACUCCACAAAUGGAUAGAAAGAGGAAUCGAGAGAUCUUGGAAUUGGGUUUGGACAAUGAGGAUUCUGAGCAUGAGAAUGAUGAGGACACCAAUCAAAGCUCAACUCUGCAGGACAAGGAUGAGGACCCAGUUCCAGCUGAAACAGGCCAGAACCACCCUUUCUUUCGUCGGUCUGACUCCAUGACCUUCCUUGGUUGCAUCCCACCCAAUCCCUUUGAUGUCCCUCUGGCUGAGGCCAUUCCAUUGGCAGAUCAGCCCCACCUCUUGCAGCCUAAUGCCAGGAAGGAGGAUCUGUUUGGUCGUCCCUCUCAGGGCUUGUACUCCUCCUGCUACAUGGCAACCAAAGGCCUGGCUGAGGCAAGCAUGGACAGGAACUGCCUGGAGAUCCUCCCCACUAAGAUGUCUUACUCAGCCAACCUGAAGAAUGUGAUGAGUAUGGAGAGUGGCCAGCGGAGCACCGAGAGUCAGUCACUGGCAGACCAAGAGAUGGAGGUCUCGAAACCGGGCCCUUCACCCCAUGACCUUGCUGCCCAGCUGAAGAGCAGCCUGCUUGCUGAGAUUGGUCUCACUGAGAGUGAUGGACCUCCUCUCCCAUCAUUCAGACCCCACUGUAGUUUCAUGGGGAUGAUGAUCUCACAUGACAUGCUACUGGGCCGCUGGCGUCUGUCGCUGGAGCUCUUUGGUCGUGUCUUCAUGGAGGAUGUGGGAGCCGAACCUGGAUCGAUCCUUACAGAACUGGGUGGCUUUGAGGUGAAGGAAUCAAAGUUCCGUAGGGAGAUGGAGAAGCUGAGGAACCUGCAGUCCCGUGACUUAGCCCUGGAGGUGGACCGUGAUCGGGACCAGCUAAUACAGCAGACCAUGCGUCAGCUAAAUACGCACUUUGGCAGGCGCUGCACAACCACACCAAUGGCUGUACACCGGGUGAAGGUGACCUUUAAAGACGAGCCAGGCGAGGGCAGCGGCGUGGCUCGCAGCUUCUACACCGCAAUCGCCCUGGCCCUCCUCUCCAACGAUAAGCUGCCCAACCUGGACUGUGUUCAGAGUGUUAGCAAGGGCAUGCAGGCCAGCAGUACGUGUCAUCACGAUUACAAUUCAAAUCUAAUGCAGCGUUUGAGAAACAGAGACCGGGAAAGAGAAAGGAGAAGUGGAGGGCUCCGAGCAGGAUCUCGCAGAGACCGAGACAGAGACUCGAGGAGGCAGCUGUCCAUAGACACAAGGCCUUUCAGACCUUCAUCAGAGGGAAACCCCAGCGAUGAGCCUGACCCUCUGCCUGCACACAGACAAGCCCUAGGCGAACGACUUUACCCACGUGUUCACGCAAUGCAGCCGGCAUUUGCCAGUAAAAUCACAGGUAUGUUGCUGGAGCUGUCCCCUGCACAGCUGCUGCUGCUGCUGGCCAGUGAAGAUUCUCUCAGAGCCAGAGUGGAAGAGGCUAUGGAGCUUCUCAUUGCACAUGGAAGGGAAAAUGGUGCUGACAGUAUUUUGGAUCUGGGUCUCCUGGAGGCUCCAGAGAAAGCACAACAGCAGGAGAACCGUAAGCGUCAUGGUUCAACCCGCAGUGUGGUGGACAUGGAGCUGGAUGACCCAGAUGAUGGGGACGACAAUGCUCCUCUCUUCUACCAACCUGGCAAACGAGGCUUCUACUCCCCACGGCCUGGCAAGAACACAGAGGCCAGACUCAACUGCUUCCGCAACAUUGGCAGAAUACUGGGGUUAUGUCUGCUGCAGAAUGAACUCUGUCCAAUCACGUUGAACAGACAUGUCAUCAAAGUGCUACUUGGGAGGAAAGUGAACUGGCAUGACUUUGCAUUCUUUGACCCAGUCAUGUAUGAAAGCCUACGGCAGCUAAUCCGCCAUUCGCAGGCUGGUGAAGCAGAUGCAGUAUUUGCUGCCAUGGACCUGGCCUUUGCCAUUGACCUGUGCAAAGAAGAAGGGGCUGGACAGGUGGAGCUCCUGUCUGGUGGCGUCAACAUGCCAGUAACUCCCCUCAAUGUAUACGAGUACGUGAGGAAGUAUGCGGAGCACAGAAUGCUGGUAGUGGCUGAGCAGCCCCUCCAUGCAAUGAGGAAGGGUUUGCUGGAUGUACUUCCUAAGAAUGCCCUAGAGGACUUGACGGCUGAGGACUUCAGGCUGUUGGUCAAUGGCUGUGGAGAGGUCAAUGUCCAGAUGCUCAUCAGCUUCACCUCCUUCAAUGAUGAAUCUGGGGAAAAUGCUGACAAACUACUGCAGUUUAAACGCUGGUUUUGGUCCAUAGUGGAGAAGAUGAGCAUGACUGAGAGGCAAGAUCUGGUGUACUUCUGGACCUCCAGCCCAUCGUUGCCAGCCAGCGAGGAGGGCUUCCAGCCAAUGCCCUCAAUUACCAUCCGGCCUCCAGACGACCAGCACCUCCCCACAGCCAACACCUGCAUUUCCCGUCUCUACGUGCCACUCUAUUCAUCUAAACAGAUUCUCAAACAAAAACUCCUGUUAGCCAUCAAGACCAAGAAUUUUGGUUUUGUGUAGAGGUCUGACAAGGGAGUUUAAAAAAAGGAAAAAAAGAAACAUGUUUACUGUGUAAUAUUUACCUAGCUCCAUUUUUGUAGAUUUAUUUUUUGUCUAUACAAUUUUAUGAAAUUAAACAUACUAUCUCCCCAGCCAGUAAAAGUUUUGUGUUAUGAACACAAACAUCUUCUUUUAUUUCAAUUUUUAUUUUUAUUUUUUGUGUUUGUGUUAAUGAAGAGGUAUACAGUCCAGAACAUUCCUGCACUGUAAAAUGUCUGCAGCCCACAGCUCUGCUCUAUUGGCUUAAAC